Messenger RNA from Symbiodinium natans, 654 nucleotides. NCBI's taxonomy places the organism in Eukaryota, Dinophyceae, Suessiales, Symbiodiniaceae. The record is from the annotation of a GenBank genome assembly.
AUGUUCUUCUGCUGCUGCAACGAGGAGCGGGAGGGCUUCGAUGCGGUUGCCGUGGAUGGCGAGCGCACGCACGGACUCGUCAAGUCGACUCCGGCCCUUGCGGAGUCCAUGAUGGCUGAAAGUGGCCUAUACAGUGUUCAGCUUCAGCGCGGAACAGAUCGGAAGUGGGAUUUGGCCCUGGAGAAGUCAGACGUAGACCACUUGAUGAUCAAGAGGAUUACCAACGCUGUGACGGAUUGGAACAAGAACAACCCCACGAACAUGCAAAUUAGCGUCUACGAUCGCAUCAUCGAAGUCAAUGGCCUGCGCGCCUCUGGAAAGGAGCUCGCAAAAGCUUUGGAAAACACUUCGGAGGACCAGGUGAGUCUAUUGCUUCAGCGGCCACACACACGAACUCUCAUUCUGAAGCGGCCUGGGAAGUUGGGGAUCAUCGCGAACUACAUGCCAAACUACUCCCUUAAGCCGUGGAUCGACACCAUUGCAGAAGGUUUGGUUCACGAUUGGAACAAGGUUAAUAUUGAUGCCGCUAUCCGAGAGCACGACCGAAUAAUGUCUGUCAACGGUGUGUCCAAUCCACCGGAGGAUGUGGUCCACCAAAUGCGGAAACCUGAUGCAGACCUCGAGAUAGUUUGUUUGCAUUAUCCGAACUGUUGA